AGCAAGUGGAGAAGGGGAAAGAGGCUGGUCUGAGGGCUUUAUAAACGUCCGAUACAUCCGCGCUUCAGUUGCACGUAGUAAAUAACCAAAUCUUUGUUAUAGUGAAGAAAUAGUACUGAGGCGAUUUGCAAACCAUUUAAAUAGUGUUUAGGACUUGUUGUGGCUGAUCACCAGUGGACAAUCAAGCUUUACAGGUUUCCUCAAUUGAAAGACAUGGAUGAUAUCCAGGUUGCGUCAAAAGCACCCCUGCUUGUUGACAGGGAAUUGCCAGGGUUGAGAGAGGCUGUAGCACAACUCGUGAUAAAGGAGCACAAUGUAGAGACUCCCCAUGGAAGGGUCCACUGCACCAUGAAGGGGGUGCCCAAAGGAGAUCGCCCCGUCAUCCUCACCUUCCAUGACAUUGGACUGAACCACAAGACGUGCUUUGACUCCAUGUUCCAGCAUGAGGACAUGCAGGAGAUCAUGCAGCACUUUGCUGUGUGCCAUGUCGAUGCCCCUGGACAGCACGAGGGGGCCAGCACCUUCUCUACCGGGUACGAGUACCCCUCCAUGGAUCUGCUGUCUGAGUCUCUCCCCCUGGUCCUCAAGCAUUUUGGUCUGAAGAGCGUCAUUGGAAUGGCCGUCGGAGCUGGAGCCUACAUCCUUGCAAGAUUCGCUCUGGACUACCCCACAUUGGUGGAAGGCCUGGUUCUGAUUAAUAUCAACCCCUGUGCUGAGGGCUGGAUGGACUGGGCUACAAACAAGGUCACUCCUUUGCCUGACAUGCUCAUCGGCCAUCUCUUCGGAAAGGAGGAAAUCUCCAACAACCAUGACCUUAUCGCCACCUACCGCCAUCACAUCAUGAAUGACAUGAACCAAUACAACCUUCAACACUUUGUUAAGGCUUACAACAGCCGGCGGGAUCUGGAGAUUGAGAGGCCCAUUCCUGGUGGAAAAGUCACUGUCAGAACCCUGACGUGUCCUUCUCUGUUGGUGGUAGGAGACAGCUCUCCGGCCGUUGACGCUGUGGUAGAGUGCAAUACUAAGCUGGACCCAACAAAGACCACAUUGCUGAAGAUGGCUGAUUGUGGAGGCCUGCCCAUGGUUGACCAGCCUGCAAAGCUGACAGAGGCCUUCAAGUACUUCAUUCAGGGAAUGGGCUACAUGCCUGCUGCCAGCAUGACCAGACUGGUCCGCUCUCGCACGGCGUCCGGAUCCAGCAUCCACUCCAUGGAAGGCAACAGGAGCCGUUCUCACACCAACGAGGGAAACCGAAGCCGGUCUCACACCAACGAGGGAAACCGAAGCCGGUCUCACACCAACGAGAAGCGUGGCCGCUCCCAUACAGACAGUAUGGAAGGCACAGCAAACAGCAGCGCUGCUCUCAAGUCCACCGAAGUGUCCUGCUAGACGACCCUUACCCUCGACAUUUAACCUCCAGCCCUCUGGUUCCUGCUGCACUGCCACUAACCACUCUCUCUCUCUCUCUCUCUCACACACACACACACACACACACACACACACACACACACACACACACACACACACACACACACACACACACACAAUUCCAUUCAAUGCAAAGAGUUGUUUUUGUAUACUACGGCAUAAUAAAGGAAAUUCUGUAGAGGAAAAAAAAAAACUGAAAUUAACUGAUCCCUUCCCAAUUGCAGAGUCCAGUGGAAUAUCUAGGUGUUAGGGGCAACAGCUGAGCUACACCGCAACAGAGAAUGUGGGAGAAAGCUGUUGCUGCAGAGCGAGUACCUAGUACACCAGUUUGUACAUUUUUCUUUUAAAUCUCUCAUAAGGAUUUUUUUGUUUGUUUGUAGUGUUUUAUCACAUCUGACACAGUUUUCUUAAAUACGUACCUGACUGUAAAUGAGUGCUUCUUUCUGUUCUCAUUGUCAUUGUUCAUGAACUUUUCAGUGUUAUAAUUCAUGUUCUGUGUGAUAUAGGAUAGACAGUGUUAGGCCUAGAUGUGGAGAAAGACAAGGAGGCAAGUGGAUAAAGUUUUUUUGCUCAAAUUGAUAUUCGUCUUUGAAACCGUGGGAAGGAGGGAAUCGGAAAUGUAUCGUGUGCAUACAACACAUUCCUGUAACCAUUCCUUUUAUGUUGUCCAUUCAUUUUGAGUUAAGUCUCCUGGAUAUUCUGUAUCUGUCAACUCUGUGGAAUCAAACAAUUUUAACUGUUCUAUUCUAGAACAUUCCAUAAUACGCUAUUCUUUUCAUUAAUCAAACACAACAAAAACUAAAUUGAACAGCUUUUAAUCCUAUGGCUUUAUUAAUAGAUCAUGGCUUCAGGCAAAAAAAAAUAUUUUGGAUAUUUUUUGUGUGUGUAUGUAAAUGUUUUCUAUGCAAUCAAGCACGGCAGAACAAAUAUGAUGUGCCAUGGAAACCUUCUCUGACUUAAAGUUAUUUUGUUGUGAAGGAUUUGAGAGAGUCAAGCCGAUAGAUCCACAUAAUGUAAUGUGAGGAUAGUUCUCCUUAGAACGUAUCAAAAACCCUCCCACUCUUACGUGCACUACAGCAACACUUGCCGGCUUUGUAGAACACAGGCCUACAUCGCUUUUUAAAGAUGCACAACUGCCUAAUGCUGUAGAUGAGAAGCAUUAAAUAUGGCAUAACAGUUUUGUAUUUAUUUAAUAAAUAAAAACCUAUAACUUUU
Messenger RNA from Oncorhynchus masou masou (cherry salmon), 2643 nucleotides. RefSeq names its product protein NDRG1-like. NCBI's taxonomy places the organism in Eukaryota, Metazoa, Chordata, Actinopteri, Salmoniformes, Salmonidae. The transcript is spliced from 16 exons. Gene Ontology annotation, cellular component: cytoplasm. Gene Ontology annotation, biological process: signal transduction. The coding region runs from base 214 to 1389 and encodes 391 amino acids. The record is from RefSeq and is a predicted model, not a curated record.